Messenger RNA from Closterium sp. Naga37s-1, 1620 nucleotides. NCBI's taxonomy places the organism in Eukaryota, Viridiplantae, Streptophyta, Zygnematophyceae, Desmidiales, Closteriaceae. The record is from the annotation of a GenBank genome assembly.
AUGCAGCGAUCCACCGCGCUCCUCGCACUCCGCAGCUGCAGCGACCGCACGGCACAUCCCGGGGGCCCACUGGCGACGAACAAGGCGGCGGCCCUCUCGCGGUUCCUGCAGCGGCGGCUGGCGGCGAGCGCGGAGGGGGGCGAGGGAGGCGAGAGGGGGGCGCUGGACCCGCGGCUUGUGGAGGUGGCGGUGAGGAACGCGCAGGCGACGCUCGUGGCAGGUGGUGGUGCGGUGCGGCACGUGGACUGUUUCAAUGAUGGCAAGCAGGGGGGUGGUGCCGAGGACAGCACUGGCAGCCUCAGUGGCUUUGAUGAGCCGUCCGAGGAGCAGCCCAAGGUGAAACAGAGGAAGCGCAAGGGGAAUGGAGGGGGCAUCGCAAGCAAGGGCAAUAAGAGGAAAGGGAAUUUCCAAGAGAAACGGAAGUUUGGAUCGGCGAAUCAGACCGCGUCAUGUGGCACUGGGGAGGGGGAAGGGAUAUUAGCAGAACUAGCAGCAUUGGCAGGAGCAGGAGCAGCAGGAAGAGGCGGAGGGGAUAGCAUGAGUGCUACAGCCUUGUUGCUGGGUCCUUUGUUGCUGCCGGGUGGGACUGGAGGGGGUGUGGCUGCUACAGCUGCCUCUUCUACAGCGGCUGUGGCCCUGCCUCUGCUGGACCUGCUACAGUUGUUCCUGUGGGUGGCGGUGUCACCGGCUGUAGCAGAGGAGCUUCUGUUCAGAGGGCUGCUGCUCAUGACCCUGCAAGAGAAGCUCGGCAGAAUCAAUGCUGCCAUGCUCUCUGCAGCUCUCUUCGGCCUCUUCCACCUCUCCCGUACCACCCUCCCGCCUCUCCUCCUCUCGCUUCUCGCAUGCCUCGCCACCACUGCAACCGUCUCUGGUGUCUACCCCGACCCUUAUGGCAUUGGUGAGUCAGCAGCUCACAAGUCUCACCAGCCUCUCCCGCUGGCCGCUCAUGCUGCUCUCCCUCCUGGGCUGCCUCGCCACAACUGCCACCAUGUCGCCUGUCUCGCCACCAUUGCCACUCUCUCUGGUGUAAACCUCGACCCUUAUGGCAUUGGGGUGGGGAAAUCAGCACACCACGUCCUCCCUCUCACUCUCAAUCUCACGGCUAUUCUGGGAGUGGGUGAGGUGAGUGGUGCUUUUCUAUCAAACCCGUCUUUAUCAAAGCGUGUCUCUCCUCUCAUUGCCUCGGCACACGAUGCCCUACCUCGCUUCCCCUCCCUCAUUAAAUCGCUCAUUGCUUCAUACUUGCCCACCUUCCUCUUCCCCUCCACCUCCGAGAUCUUCCAACGGAUCAUGGCCAGGCGAUACGGGGUAAAGAUCUCCCCGCCCUACCUCCUCCCUGGCCCCCUUGGCUGCCAUGGCACUGCCACUGGUAUAGAAAGUGCCGGGAGGGCCGCCACGGCGCCAUGCCGUCUUCCUGAAGGGUGGAUGAAUGCCCUCUUCGCCCUCUUCCACCUCUCCCUUCCCUCCUUGUUCAGAGGGCUGCUGCUCACAGCCCUGAUGGGCGCUGACAUGCUGUCUGCAGCCUUUUUCGCCCUCUUCCACCUCUCCCUCUCCCUCCUCUUCCCCAACAUGGCCCUUGGGGUUGCCGCUGGCCUGCUUGCUGGUGUGAAUGGGCAAUGA